AUGUGGGAGCUGGACGCAAAGCACUUCCGCGAGCUGGUCAUGGCCUUUGCGGCAGGAGGCGCUUGCCUCAUGGCGAUCUUCGGCACCUUCCGCGGCUGGUCCCAGGGCGCUGCUCGCACGGACGGGAGCGCAUCAUCUCGCACGAUCUCUAGAGCGGGCGGGAACGCUCCCGCGGACACAUCCAAUGGCGAGUAUUUCUUGGUGGCCGACGAGCACGAGACGGAGCUGCCCUGGGCCCCUCGGCACAUGGAGCACAUGGAGAUGGAGGACCUCAGCUGA
Effrenium voratum is the source of this 279-nucleotide messenger RNA. The record is from the annotation of a GenBank genome assembly. Lineage: Eukaryota; Dinophyceae; Suessiales; Symbiodiniaceae.